Messenger RNA from Syngnathus acus (greater pipefish), 2054 nucleotides. Its product is annotated as putative ubiquitin carboxyl-terminal hydrolase 50. The transcript has 7 exons. The record is from RefSeq and is a predicted model, not a curated record. NCBI's taxonomy places the organism in Eukaryota, Metazoa, Chordata, Actinopteri, Syngnathiformes, Syngnathidae. Gene Ontology annotation, molecular function: cysteine-type deubiquitinase activity. Gene Ontology annotation, biological process: protein deubiquitination. Bases 221 to 1870 code for a protein of 549 amino acids.
UUGCUUCCAAAGCUGCCUCUUGCAUCUGAGCCGACUGGAGGAUGAAGACAAGCUGGAAGCCUUGUCUGCCUUCUGUAGCCACGUGACCAAGCGCUAUCAAGGAUUAUACACGCCUGGUGAGAACCUGGCUGUGAAGAAAUACAACCUUUGGUACCAGCAGACUCCCUGCUCGCUUCAUCUUGCCAUCCUCUACGACAGAAGCUCGGGCUUCAUUUGCAACAUGUACCUGUACGUCCCAGAGCAGCUUCGGAGACAAAAGAGGAAGCCUGUAGUUGUGCAGGUGGUAGAGCACCUGAUCGGGCCUUUCUGUAGCCAACGUCCCGUGGUGUGGUUGGACACCAGCGCCCGGAUGGAGGGCAAGCUCAUCGACGUUUUUUCGGAUUCAGGGAUUCGGACGGCGACGACGGAACCAUUUUCACCAGAGGAAAGCACAUCUCAGUUCUACGGGCGAUCUCUCCUCGCAGCGCAUCUCAAAGGCUGGACCGGACCGGCUCUUCUUUUUCCAAUGUCGGACACGAGAGGAUCGCAGGCGGACGUGCUACUCCCUGGUCUCUGGGUGACGCUGCACACCAUCUACAUCAACACGUUUGUGCUUCACACCUUGCAGAGCUCAGGCAGGCAGGUCCAGUUGACCCAGUUCACCAGAACUUUGGCUUCUCAGCUGGCUUUGGACAAGAAUGGCGGAGUGCCCGUCCUGCCUCAGCUAAACAGCACAUCAUACCAAGAGAUGCAAAGUCUGACAAAUGUCCUGAAGCAAAGGUUGGUCUACAAAUCCCAUUUCACAGAUCGGGUAUUGCUAAGAAACACAACCAGCAGUGAUCAUGUGAUAGAAAAGCGACUCCAGGAGUGGGACCGUCCCGGCGUGUGUGGUUUAGACAACUCUGGAAACUCCUGCUACUUGAACGCUGUGUUGCAGUGUGUUUGUUCCACGGUGCCCCUGGUGGAGCAUCUCCUUCAUCAGGACACACGCAAAGACUUGGCACGGUGUGAAUGUCAGGUAGCCCAGAUGUUUGUCCGCCUCCUGGAGCAGAUGUGGCUCGGGAGGAGUUCCAGCUGUGCCCCUGUGGAGGCCAGGAAUUUGUUGCGUUCCAUCCUGCCACAGUUCAACAACCACUCUCAGCAGGACGCUCAGGAACUGCUUCUCCUCCUCUUCAAUGCACUCCAUGACGACCUAAAGAAGGUUGGGAGGCGGAAGAUGCGCUUCUCCAAGCAGCUGAUACGAGACCAGGAGAGAAAUUGUGCCACCGGAGUGGGAGAGUCUACUAUCGUUUCCAAAUUGUUUGAAGGCACGCUCAGCUACGUGACGGUCUGCAUGCGGUGUGACCAACAGACCAUCAACACGCAGAUGUUCACUGUGCUCUCUUUACCCAUCCCUACACAUAUCAGCAAGUGCUCCAUUCAGGACUGUUUGUCUCUGUUCUUUAAGCAGAGUCUCUUGACAGGAGGAGAGAAGAUUCUGUGCUCAGCCUGUGAGCUAAGGGAAGAAACUGCUCUCCUUACUUAUCUGGACAAACCUCCCGAAAUCCUCGUGCUGCACCUUAAACGGUUUGGUUGUAAAGGAAAGAACCAGGUCAAACUGAGGACUAACGUUAUCUUCUCCACUGAGCUUGAUCUAAGCUUGUUUGCGUCCAGUUCGGCACAAAAGACUUCCAGUUCUUCAUAUCGUCUCUAUGCGGUCAUGAACCACGCAGGUCACCUGAACAUGGGUCACUACACUGCUCUGUGCCACAACACCCUGACCCAAACGUGGCACCGCUUCGAUGACUCUGCCGUCCGGGAGCUACACGACAGUCACGUCCAAUCCCCAGACGCCUACGUCCUGCUUUACAGCCGCAAGCCAUUCCGAAAACCAAAGAUUGUUGGCCUGUAACCAAAGGUCAUAAAAAUGACAGAAAACAUGACUGCAUCCCUCAAGCAACAUUGUUCUACAACCACACACACACGCAAACAUUCAAAGCGAUUUUAAUAAAUAGUCACGAGCCGUUGAAGGUUAUAUUUGUUAUACUGAAACAUUUGAAAGCAUUGAGAAAUAAAGUCCAACAUUUACAAGAAAA